This is a messenger RNA of Corticium candelabrum, 1237 nucleotides long. RefSeq lists its product as uncharacterized. Bases 8 to 1096 code for a protein of 362 amino acids. Gene Ontology annotation, cellular component: endoplasmic reticulum. The transcript is spliced from 13 exons. Gene Ontology annotation, biological process: protein folding. The record is from RefSeq and is a predicted model, not a curated record. Gene Ontology annotation, molecular function: protein disulfide isomerase activity. Lineage: Eukaryota; Metazoa; Porifera; Homoscleromorpha; Homosclerophorida; Plakinidae.
CAGACGCAUGCGCAUUACGUAUUCGCUCAUUAUGGGAUCCUGGUGGCCAGUGUUGUCGUUUCUUCUUUUCUUCGCCGCAUUUGCUGUCUCGAGCAAUGUUGUCGAUUUAGAUAAAGGCAAUUUUGACGAGGUGAUUACUGGAGAUAAACACGCGUUUGUAGAGUUCUACGCACCGUGGUGUGGACACUGCAAGCAGUUUGCUUCUGCAUAUGAGGAAGUUGGAGAUGCAUUCAGCAAUGUUGAUGACGUGACCAUUGCGAAGGUAGACGCAGACUCCGAGAAGGAUUUGGCAUCUAGAUUUGGUGUUACUGGAUACCCCACAUUGAAAUUCUUUCCAAAAGGCAGCACAGAGCCAGAAGAUUACAGUGGUGGCAGAAGUGCUGACGAUGUGAUUAACUUUAUCAAUAGCAAAGCAGGCACCAGAGCAAAGAUCAAGAAGGCAGCAUCAGCUGUUGUUGAUCUUGAUCCUAGCAAUUUUGACAAAAUUGUUAAGGAUGAAUCAAACGAUGUGCUUGUUGAGUUUUAUGCACCCUGGUGUGGUCACUGCAAGGCUCUUACUCCAAAGUAUGAGAAAGUCGGUGCAGCAUAUAAGAAUGAACCAAAUUGUGUGGUGGCAAGACUCGAUGCAGAUGGCCACAGAAGCAUUGGGGAAAAGUAUGGUGUUAGUGGCUUUCCUACCAUCAAAUUCUUUCCUAAAGACAACAAGGAUGGCGAAGAGUAUAACGGUGACCGAGAGGAAAAGGACUUUGUUGAGUUUUUGAAUAAAAAGUGUGGCACACACAGACUCAUUAGUGGAGCACUGGACUCUUCUGCUGGACUAGUUGAAGAACUGAAUGAAUUAGCCAAAAAGUUUAUGGCUGAGGAGAACAAUCGAGAUUCAAUCAUGGAACAGGCUUCAGCUGUAGCUGAUGGACAUGCCAGCAAACAAGAUGCAACUUACUAUGUGAAAGUUAUGAAGAAAAUUCAGGAGAAGGGCACUGAAUUUGUCACCAGUGAAGUGUCUCGAAUCGAGCGUCUUCUUGGUGGGUCAGUGAGUGCCAACAAAGCUGAUGAAUUUACAAAAAGGAAAAACGUUCUCAAUCAAUUUUCUGUUUAGAAAUUGUUGUGAUGAAUUUGUUGUGAGGAGACAUUUCUGUGCUUAUUGUGUUAACAUUGUGUUGCUUUCCAUUGCUGAAAUUGUGGAAGGUUUGCUUGUUUAGAAGACAGCUCCUAGUACAGCAACUUUGUUAUACGUGUG